Molecule: messenger RNA, 433 nt
Organism: Sceloporus undulatus (fence lizard)
Lineage: Eukaryota; Metazoa; Chordata; Lepidosauria; Squamata; Phrynosomatidae
Product: 40S ribosomal protein S15a-like
Exons: 1
Coding region: 1-393 (130 amino acids)
Biological process (GO): translation
Cellular component (GO): cytosolic small ribosomal subunit; ribosome
Molecular function (GO): structural constituent of ribosome
Source: RefSeq, a predicted model, not a curated record
AUGGUGUGCAUGAAUGUUUUGGCAGGUGCUCUUAAGAGCAUCAGUAAUGCAGAGAAGUAUGGUAAGCAUCAAGUUCUCAUUAGACCGUGUUCUAAAGUAAUUGUCUGGUUCUUAACUGUGAUGAUGAAGCAUGCUUACAUAGGUGAAUUUGAGAUUAUUGAUGACCACACAGCUAGGAAGAUUGUUGUUAAUCUAACUGGUAGAUUCAACAAGUGUGCUGUGAUCAGCCCCAGAUUUGAUGUCCAGCUGAAGGAUUUGGAAAAGUGGCAGAACAACUUGCUGCCUUCACAUCAGUUUGGAUUCAUUGUGCUGAAAACUUCAGCUGGCAUCAUGGACCACGAGGAAGCUAGGCGAAAACACACAGGAGGAAAACUCCUGGGAUUCUUUUUCUAAACUUGCAACAAACAGGCAUACUAAAAAAUUGUUCAAAUGG